This is a messenger RNA of Plectropomus leopardus (leopard coralgrouper), 3337 nucleotides long. It is a transcript of the gene tfe3b, whose product is annotated as transcription factor binding to IGHM enhancer 3b. The record is from RefSeq and is a predicted model, not a curated record. Gene Ontology annotation, biological process: regulation of transcription by RNA polymerase II. Gene Ontology annotation, cellular component: nucleus. NCBI's taxonomy places the organism in Eukaryota, Metazoa, Chordata, Actinopteri, Perciformes, Serranidae. Gene Ontology annotation, molecular function: DNA-binding transcription factor activity, RNA polymerase II-specific; protein dimerization activity; RNA polymerase II cis-regulatory region sequence-specific DNA binding.
CUCAGCCCAUCGGCCCCAGAUAAACAACACUGCUUAGAGCUGCGGCUAACGACUGCUGAAGAGCUCGCAUUUACCGAUUUAAACGAUGGCAAAGAAACCGGAGGACUUCGGAGAUUAAUGGCUGUGAUCACGUUUAAGAAAUCUAUUGCCACACUCCAUCGCUAGGUCUGGAUAGCCCUCUUCAGCCAUGUCGUCACGUGUGUUGCUGCGGCAGCAGCUGAUGCGAGAACAAGCCCAGGAGCAGGAGAGACGUGAGGCUCAGCAGCAGGCCUCUGCCUCUCAGCUCCGGGCCUCUGACUCCACUCCUGCCAUCUCUGUCACACUGCCCCCAAAUGCUGCCCGCCCUCCUCCAGCACAGGUGCCUGUGGAGGUGCUGAAAGUGCAGACCCACUUGGAGAACCCCACCAAGUACCACAUCCAGCAGGCACAGAGGCAGCAGGUGAAGCAGUACCUCUCGACCACUUUGGGCAACAACGCCGUCACUCAGACCCUGGGCGUGUCCCCUGUGCAGCAGUCCAGCUCUGCCCCUGAAGUUGCUCCUUCUGCCAGCAGUGCCCCUAACAGUCCUAUGGCUCUGCUCAAUAUCGGCUCUAACAAGGAGGAAAUUGACGAUGUGAUCGACGACAUCAUUAGUCUUGAAUCCAGUUUUAAUGAUGACAUCAUUACAUUGAUUGACUCAGGUCUUCAGCUGCCUAGUACGCUCCCAGGAAACCUGUUGGAUGUUUACCAUAGCCCUGGAAUGGCAGCACCUACUCUCACUGUCAGCAACUCCUGCCCUGCUGAUCUUCCAAAAAUUAAAAGGGAAAUUACUGACGCAGAUGCCAAAGCACUAAUGAAAGAAAGGCAGAAGAAAGACAACCAUAACCUCAUUGAGAGGAGGCGGAGAUUCAACAUCAAUGACCGUAUAAAGGAGUUGGGUACUCUUAUACCCAAGUCGAAUGACCCAUAUCACAAUGAUAUCAGCGAGAUGCGCUGGAACAAAGGCACCAUCCUGAAAGCCUCCGUGGACUACAUCAGGAAAUUACAGAAGGAGCAGCAGAGAGCCAAGGAUAUCGAUAUGCGUCAGAAAAAGCUGGAGCAAGCCAACCACAGUCUAAUGCUACGCAUCCAGGAGCUGGAAAUGCAGGCACGACUCCACGGCCUCUCCACCUCCAGUGGCAUCUCAUCUGGUCUGAGCUCUGAUCCCUCUCUGCUCCACCAGCAGCAGGUCCCACAAAGCGGCCCGUCUCUGCCUCCCGCUGCAGUGUCCUCCCAAAACCUGCUGAGUAUGGGCGCAGCAGUCAUUGGACAGUCUCUGCCGGCCUCUUUCCUGUCCCCGCCCUCCUCGGACUCUCCUGCAGGAGUCACCCUCAGCAGCCCUCUGGACCUGGGCAGCCUGAGUUUCGCCGAGCUAGACGACACCUCCGCCUCAGCACUCUACCCUGACGUGGGCUUGGGAGACAUUCUUAUGGACGACGGGUGUACCCUGUCUCCAGAGCGGGUGGCUGAGCCGCUGUUUUCUCCUUUGUCACCAGGUGCCUCUAAAACCAGCAGUCGCAGGAGCAGCCUUGACAUGGACGAGGACUUGUGAUGGGCUCUGUGUGGCAGUCAGAGACUGUCUGUAGGGACAAGAAUGUCAGGAAGUGCAGUCUACCCUUAAAUAACACGAGUCUGUUUAUAGGACUGUAGAAAUGAGCUUGUAGAAGCAGAAAUAGCUAACAUUAAGAUCAAAACUAACAAACGUUGGAAAAAGUAAGUUCUUGAUUUUUUUGCCAUACAGACCUUAUUAUUAUUGUUCCUGUUUGGAGCUGGUCAGAUGAUCAUGUCUGGGUUUAUAAAUACAAUCUUACUAAAAUGGAAUAUUAUAUAUUAAGGGCAUGGACUUAGAAUUAUGAGAUAAUACAUUCUUAAAUAGUUUUUAAGGUUUUCUUCAGAGAUUUAAGAGGGAUAUAAAGUUUGCUUGAAUUUAUUAUGUGCUCAUUUAUAGGGAAGAAAGCUGUGAGGUUUAUUUUUCACAACAAGACUGGCAUAACAAACUGAUCAAGAGAUGCCAACAUACAGUUUAUUUUGUUUUUUGUUUCAACUGACUGGAAUCAGGGUUUGUUAAUAGCAGUCGCAUCCGUGUUGGGUUGUUUCACCAGCAGCUACAGAAGGGAUCUUUGUAAGGUGAAUUGGCACAUUGUGAAAUAUUAACUGCAUAUUGUAUAUAAGAAUAUUUUAUUUUGAGCAAUUUUAUUGCACCUUAUUUUAUGGCAGUCUAUGCAUUUUAUGAGAGCUUUUGUCUGUUUUUAUUACUAUCACACACAGUGGACAGCUAAUGCCCAGGUUGCAUGUCUUUGUAAUAAACCUUAAAAAGCAAUGGAAAAUCACUUGCUGCUGCAGCUAGUUAGCCAAAGCAGGACUUCUUCCAGAGUAGCUACAAAUUACAAAUCAGCAUUUUAUUUUUGAAUAUAUUCACUCAGUCAAUGGAAAUGUAAGACAGUAUGAGAAAUGCAGAACAAUUUUAUCUUUUACAAUAGUACUGUAGAUCAUUACAUUUUAGUUUUCUUUUUUUUGAUACCUGAAUAAUAGUUUGAUAAGUAGUUUCUCCUGACUAAUAUCUGUGUUGUCAGUGAUUGUUUGUCUCUGUUAACCUCCAUGGUCACUGAGUGAUUUUACUGGUUAGCAUGUUCUACCAAGAUUGUGGCUUUUUUUUUUUGAUGACGAUCAAAAGUGAUAUAUCUAAUAAUGCAUUUUUGCUCAUUGUAGUAUGAAUUCAGAGGGCUUUGACCUUCUUUUAAACCAACCACUAGCCUCACCUCUGUAAUGAUAAGAUAUAACUGUUUGUUGUGUGAAACCUGCAAUGCAAUUAUUAUUCUAUAAAACAGCCACAAACUUUAGAAAGGCAUUUAAUUUUUGUCGGAUGCUUAACGCAACCUUAUGUACAGUUAAUGAAUGUGUGUGAAAAAGUACCUGCAUAAGUGUAGUUGUUCUUGUUUUUUUUUUUUUUUUUUUUAACAUUGACGCACUGUAUUUUUGUUCCUCAAACACACCCUCCGACGUUUAUAAUACACAUCUAUUUUUAUUUUUUUCAGCAGCCAAAAACAUACUGUUCUGGUGGUUACGCAGAUUUUAAGGUGUCCUCUUCAGGUCAUUCAGGACUUUUGAGCUAAAAGCAGCUCUACUCCAGAGCUCAGUUCCCCCUAAGUACCCAUGAUCAGCUUUUUCCACUUAAUGGCUCUCCACAAUAUUAACCACGUCUUACCCUGACAUAUAUUUGAGUGCUGACAUCGACUGUUUACCAUAAACAGGUAGCAUUUGUGUCUUAUCCUUACAAGUUGGCUUUCGGAAGAUUUUAACAAAUAAAUGAUUCCCAUUG